Molecule: messenger RNA, 5990 nt
Organism: Orcinus orca (killer whale)
Lineage: Eukaryota; Metazoa; Chordata; Mammalia; Artiodactyla; Delphinidae
Gene: EZH2
Product: enhancer of zeste 2 polycomb repressive complex 2 subunit
Exons: 20
Coding region: 3471-5726 (751 amino acids)
Biological process (GO): chromatin remodeling
Molecular function (GO): protein binding; histone H3K27 methyltransferase activity
Source: RefSeq, a predicted model, not a curated record
UUCACAUCUGGUCGUGUAUUCAUCCCAGCACUGGUCACCUCAGGGGCUGUGGGCCAGGGCCUCGGGCUGCCUCCCAUGGAGGUGACAGUCCUUAGAGAAGGGUGGGUGCAAAGUUCCCAGAGAAGGUGAACUGAUGCAGGGCGGCAAAAACAAUUUGAGUUUGGUUGAUUCAUAAAUAAGACUCUGGACUGUAUAAUUUUCCUUUAUUUUAUUUACAUGUUUGUGAUCCUGUAAAGCUUUACAUUGUAUUAAGGUUUGGAUGGUUCCCUGCCAUAACCUGGUUUGUCUUUGAAUUAAAGCAUAACUGUUGUUUUGGUUUCGCUGUAUACAGGUAGACUUGAGCUAUAACCUGUUUUGAAUAAGAGAAGCUGUUUUGUUCCUGGAUGAAACUCGUGCCAUUUCACCUGUGAAACUAAGCACAUCUUUUGAGUGAGAAAUUUAAAAUUGGAUUUUUCACAAAUCCCCAUGCAUUUAGUAGGAAGUCAUUUUAAUGUUUCUUUUUGCUAAUAAUGUACGAGUAUUCCAAGCUGUAUCAUAAUACUUACUGGGCUGUGAUAGUGGGAAAGAGUCAGAAGAGCUGGUUUGUCUGCCUUCAGGGCGGGAAGGAGCGGGGGAGCUCACCUUUGAAGGUCUGAAGUCUCUGCACGCAGGGCCUGAGAGGUGGGUGAGCCUGCCGGUGUCUGCUGCUGUUCGCACCCAGCUGUGGGGUAGGUGAUGCUACCCCAGUUGUUUGGAUGAGGUCUCUCAGGCAAUAUCAGCUUCCCUAAGGAAGACCCAGAGGCUCCAGGUUUUGUAAGGCGGCGGGACCACAGGGUCCUGACAGCCCCCGAGACUCAUCUCCUCCCGUUUGUCGGUGGUGGGGUGGGGUGACUCCCCCUCCCUUCCCGCACUCAGCACGGCAGCCACCCUUCCUUUCAUACCUUGUGGCACAGCGGCUCAUGAUCGGCGCAUGUUAAUAGACCUGCCUUUUGUUUGUUUUUAAAUCUGUUUGCCAGGCACACAGCCUGCGAUUUUACAAAUGGAGAAAAAUUGUUCUUGAGACUGAGGAACUUCCAGUGGGGGUGAAGUGGGGUGAAGAAGGUGAAGAUGUGAUUUUAAUACGUUGUAAAUGCUGUGACAGUCGGAGGCAGUGUGUUUUAUGUAAAACAUCCUUCUGAUGGUGCCUUAAAUUUUGUUAUUUUUUUCCAUGGAUCUACCUGUUUAUCCCUAUACUUUUAAACAACAGUCUGUACACUUUCAUUUCUUAUCCUAAUUCGGAGGUCAUGAUUCUUAUAUUUUGAUAAUUUCCCCUAAAUGAAUCACUGUCCUUUUUUCUUUUCCUCUCUAUUGUGUAUAUUUACCAGAUCGUUCUGUAGCUUAAAACCUUCACUUACUUACUUCUUUAUUUGGAGGAACUUUGUGAAGUUUAUAAACGUGGAAACUUAUCCUUUCAUGCCCUCUUACGGAGAGGUUGGUUCCAAAUCAACUUUGAAGUGUUUUGUCAUUGAUGGAGCGACUUGUUAGUUUAGUGUAACAGCUUUGGUUUUGUCCUGACAUACUUUUCCAGAGGUGUUGAUACUAAUGGUAGAAACACAUAGAAGGUGUUAGACACGGAGGGUUCCAGUGGAAAACAUGAAGUGCUAACUAUUGAAAUGAUACCUCUUCACCAUGACAUAAAAAAUGCACCUUAAAAAAUGCAUUGUAGUGAUACCCGUGUUGCAUAUCAAUGAAAACGAAAGCCGUGUUCCCAGUGCAGGUUUUUAUCAGGCAUGAUGGUGCCGCCUCCCAGGACCAUGAAUUUGUGGAAGCAGCAGAUGGGACUAGUUGUGAUGAGUUUCUGAGCUAAUGCAACAGAUCAUCCCUUUUUAUCUGAUUCCUCUCCUUUCUAGCUAGGCCUUUGAAGUGCUAAGUGUCUGAAAAUAAUUUGCAUAGAAUUACCUGAGCUCAUCUGUUAACUAACCAGCAGAUGUGAAAGCAAAAAACUGCCACAUAGUCGUUUUUAGAGUAAAGCUCCAGCCUCUCCCUAACUUUGGCGUCUUUCUGCCCGGCCUCACCGUCUUCCUAACUCCUUCCCGGCUUUCUUUGUUUCCGCCAAGUUGGGAUGGGCUGUGGGGUUUAGUCUUCUCAGCUCUGAGGACUGUCAUCUUUGUUCCACUCAGCACCCCAGGCAAGGUCGCACUUUGAAGCUUUUAUGGGACUCAGUCCUAUCUCUGUGAUCUCAUUGAACUGUCUUUAUCUUAAGUUCAACUGUCUUUAUCUUAAGUUCUGAAAUCUCUUCAUUCUUCUCAUUCCCUCGAUUCUUGUAAUUUGGGCUCUUUACCUAAUUUGGGGUCUACCUUUGUUUGCAGGGUCGGCUGGCGGCCCCUCGCCGCCCUUACAGCCCCGAACCCAGCUGGCUCCUGCUCUUACCUGAGCCCCUUCCGUUCUCUCUUUGCCUUUUGAAACCCGGCUCAACUUUUAAGGUUGAGUGGUCACUUUGCUGCCAUCCUUCUGCAGCUCCUUGCUUGUGUCCCCCACCCUCAGCCCCAGUACUUUUGCAUAUUUGUCUCAUAUUGUAAAGUCCGUUCCUUUAGGCCUUCUUAGGUCAGUUAUAAGCGUCGCAAGGGCAAGUUCUGCGUUUCAUUCAUCUUUGUAUAUUCAUUGCCUGAUUCUUACUAGUCAUUAAUUACGUGCUUUCUUUGCCCCUCUCUCAGCUUGAAUAAUCCACCAUUUGUGUUCUCUUUCGUGGUUUGGUGGUGGAAUAUUCGUACAGAAAGUUACCACUGACCUCUGGGUUCCUUUUCUUUCUCUAAUUCCUCUCCUUAGGCAAUUUUCUCUAUGCCCGAGGGCUCUAUGUAAGCAGGUACAUGAAACCCUACUCAGUUAUUCAGGCCAGAAAGCCAUCUUCCCCAUAUUGAAAUCCUUGCCAUGUUUGCUCUCAAGUGACUCUUGAAAUCAUUUCCUUUCUCUCAUCACUGGUGUCGUUGAAGAAGCUGCGUCGUCUCUUGUCUAGGGACAGUCCCGCCUUCCAGUCUCACCUGGCCUCACCUUUGCCUUUUACUCUCUUCCAGCCCCUCCUGCCGCUGCACUGCAGUCAGCUGGGCUUUCCAGAGUAUAAAUCUUCCCCCUGCCCCUUUACUUACAAUACUCUAUGACUUUCCAUUGCACUUAGAUAAAUUAAAGCACAAAUCCCUAAUGUGGCACCUUUGCACCAUCCGAUAGAGGAAUGUCCUUCUAAUCUUUUGAAGAUACAAGUACAGUUUUAACACUUUGAUGAACAAAUGUUCUGGAAGAGGACACUCGUUUAGACUCUGUGGUGUGAACUGGACAUCCGGUGGACUGCAGGCUGAGCCCACGUUGCACAUAACCGGCUUCCAGAGCCUCUGCAACCACAGAUGGGGCGGAAGGGGUUCCUGCCUUCCUUCUCCUCUGGCUAGCAGAGGAGCCCCUAUGGGAGGAAAGGUGGCCUGAGGCAGAGACACAGACUUUCAUCACAGUGUUGAAGAAUAAUCAUGGGCCAGACUGGGAAGAAAUCUGAGAAGGGACCAGUGUGUUGGCGGAAGCGUGUAAAGUCAGAGUACAUGCGCCUGCGGCAGCUCAAGAGGUUCAGGCGAGCUGACGAAGUCAAGAGUAUGUUUAGUUCCAAUCGUCAGAAAAUUUUGGAAAGAACAGAAAUCUUAAACCAAGAAUGGAAACAGCGAAGGAUCCAGCCUGUGCACAUCCUGACUUCUGUGAGCUCAUUGCGCGGGACCAGGGAGUGUUCGGUGACCAGUGACUUGGAUUUUCCAACACAAGUCAUCCCGUUAAAGACUCUGAAUGCAGUUGCUUCAGUACCCAUAAUGUAUUCUUGGUCUCCUCUACAGCAGAAUUUCAUGGUGGAAGAUGAAACUGUUUUACAUAACAUUCCUUACAUGGGGGAUGAAGUUUUAGACCAGGACGGGACUUUCAUUGAAGAACUAAUAAAAAAUUAUGAUGGAAAAGUACACGGGGAUAGAGAAUGUGGGUUUAUAAAUGAUGAAAUUUUUGUGGAGUUGGUGAAUGCUCUUGGUCAAUACAAUGACGACGAUGAUGAUGAUGAUGGAGAUGAUCCUGAUGAAAGAGAAGAAAAACAGAAAGAUCUAGAGGAGAACCGAGAAGAUAAAGAAAGUCGCCCACCUCGGAAAUUUCCUUCUGAUAAAAUUUUUGAAGCUAUUUCCUCAAUGUUUCCAGAUAAGGGCACAGCAGAAGAGCUAAAGGAAAAGUACAAAGAACUCACUGAGCAGCAGCUCCCAGGUGCACUUCCCCCUGAGUGUACCCCCAACAUAGAUGGACCAAACGCCAAGUCUGUUCAGAGGGAGCAGAGCUUGCACUCAUUUCAUACGCUUUUCUGUAGGCGAUGUUUUAAAUAUGACUGCUUCCUACAUCGUAAGUGCAGUUAUUCUUUUCAUGCGACACCCAACACUUACAAGCGGAAGAACACAGAGACGGCUCUGGACAACAAGCCUUGCGGCCCCCAGUGUUACCAGCACUUGGAGGGCGCGAAGGAGUUUGCUGCCGCCCUCACUGCCGAGCGGAUAAAGACGCCCCCGAAGCGCCCAGGCGGCCGCAGGAGAGGGCGGCUCCCCAACAACAGCAGCAGGCCCGGCACCCCCACCACCAACGUGCUCGAGUCGAAGGACACGGACAGUGACAGGGAGGCGGGGACCGAGACCGGAGGGGAGGGCAACGACAAGGAAGAGGAGGAGAAGAAGGACGAGACCUCCAGUUCCUCAGAAGCGAAUUCUCGGUGUCAAACACCAAUAAAGAUGAAGCCCAACGCCGAGCCCCCCGAGAACGUGGAGUGGAGUGGUGCUGAGGCCUCCAUGUUCAGGGUCCUCAUCGGCACGUACUACGACAAUUUCUGUGCCAUCGCCAGGUUGAUUGGGACCAAAACAUGUCGACAGGUGUAUGAGUUUCGAGUCAAAGAAUCCAGUGUCAUAGCGCCAGCCCCCGCCGAGGACGUUGACACCCCUCCCAGGAAGAAGAAGAGGAAACACCGGUUGUGGGCUGCGCACUGCAGAAAGAUACAGCUGAAGAAGGAUGGCUCCUCCAACCAUGUUUACAACUACCAGCCCUGUGACCACCCACGGCAGCCUUGUGACAGCUCGUGCCCUUGUGUGAUAGCCCAGAAUUUUUGUGAAAAGUUUUGUCAAUGUAGUUCAGAGUGUCAGAACCGCUUUCCGGGAUGCCGCUGCAAAGCCCAGUGCAACACCAAGCAGUGCCCGUGCUACCUGGCUGUCCGAGAGUGUGACCCCGACCUCUGUCUUACUUGUGGAGCCGCUGACCACUGGGACAGUAAAAACGUGUCCUGCAAGAACUGUAGCAUUCAGCGGGGCUCUAAGAAGCAUUUAUUGCUAGCACCAUCUGAUGUGGCAGGCUGGGGGAUUUUCAUCAAAGAUCCUGUACAGAAGAACGAAUUCAUCUCGGAAUACUGCGGAGAGAUUAUUUCUCAAGAUGAAGCAGACAGAAGAGGGAAAGUAUAUGAUAAAUACAUGUGCAGCUUUCUCUUCAACUUGAACAAUGAUUUUGUGGUGGAUGCAACCCGCAAGGGUAACAAAAUUCGUUUUGCAAAUCACUCAGUAAAUCCAAACUGCUAUGCAAAAGUGAUGAUGGUUAACGGCGAUCACAGGAUAGGGAUUUUUGCUAAGAGAGCCAUCCAGACUGGUGAAGAGCUGUUUUUUGAUUACAGAUACAGCCAGGCUGACGCCCUCAAGUACGUGGGCAUCGAAAGAGAAAUGGAAAUCCCUUGACGUCUGCUACCUCCCCCCUUCUCCUCUUGGAACAGCUGCCUUAGCUUCAGGAACCUCGAGUACUGUGGGCGAUUUAGAAAAAGAAAAUGCAGUUUGAAAUUCUGAAUUUGCUAAAAGUACUGUAAGAAUAAUUUAUAGUAAUGAGUUUAAAAAUCAACUUUUUAUUGCCUUCUCACCAGCUGCAAAGUGUUUUGUACCAGUGAAUUUUUGCAAUAAUGCAGUGUGGUACAUUUUUCAACUUUGAAUAAAGAAUACUUGAACUUC